AAAAAUUUAAAGUUUAUAGAAGUAGUUGGUACUUACUCUAGUAUUUAUACACAUACACUCUCUUUGCCAGUUCCAACCUGCAAAUAUUUAAUGCCUCAUAAAAAUGCUAUCGUUACGGUAUCUAAGUCAUGGAUUUAGAAAAUUAUUUGGAAACAAAGAAUUAGUGCAUUCAUUGCAACCCAAUGUACGUACCAAAAGUAGCAAAACCUUUGGUCAGCCAACCUCAUUUACACGGCCGCAUAUAUUACGACCAGGAGAACUUACACCUAAAGUAAACGCAGAUGAAUACAGAGCGAGAAGGGAUAAUGUGGCUGCGCUUAUGCAAGAAGGAGAUUUAUUGAUUACCACUUCUGCUGCAGUGAAGUAUAUGUGCGGUGCAGCCUUCUAUGAAUAUCACCAAGACCCAAACUUCUACUAUCUAACCGGUUGCUUGGAACCUGAUUCUAUCCUUCUUAUACUCAAAGAAAAAGAUAUGUUUGAAAAUUAUAAGCUUGCUUUUUUCCUUCCACCUAAAACUUCAUAUGCGGAAAAAUGGGAGGGCUUUCGCACAGGCAUUGAAAAUGGAAAGAUUUUGUUCCAUAUUGAAAAUAUCCAAGAAAAUUGGGAAGCUCCGUUUGUGAUUGAAGAAUUUGGUAACAGAUGCAAACGGGUAUUCUACAAUACACAAAGAGGUUAUCCUUAUAAAGAUCCCGUAGCUUCUUCUCCAGACGUUGUUCGCGAUAAAAUUCGGGAAUUGCAGGAAAAAAAACCGUUUAGAUCAGCUAAUGAGCUUCUGCAUCCGUUGAGAACAAUUAAAAGUGAAAGUGAGAUAGCAUGUUUGCAACACGCAGCAAAUAUAAGCGGAGAUGCAUACAAGGAAGUUAUGGCGAAAGACUUUUAUGAAGAAAAUCAACUUGCUGCUGAGCUCGAAUAUAGAUUCAAAAUGGGCGGUUGCCAACGAUCGGCUUAUGUGCCUGUUAUUGCCGGCGGAAGAAAUGGACUCUGUAUUCACUAUACAUCAAACGAUGAUGCUUUCCAACAAAAUGAUAUGGUGCUAGUAGAUGCUGGUGGUGAAUACGGAGGAUAUGUUACGGAUAUCUCUCGAACUUGGCCGACUGGAAGAGGGUUUACUCCAGCCCAACGAGAUCUUUACCAAGCUGUUUUGAACGUACAAAAGAAGUGCAUAGAUUUGUGUACUAGCAGUUCAGGAUUGAGCUUGGCGAGAAUCCACUACGAAAGUGCUGUCUUGUUGAAAGAGGAGUUAAAGCAAAUUGGCAUAUACGGUUCCAAAUCGGAAAUUGAGGACGUUUUAUAUCCGCAUUCCAUUGGUCAUGAAAUUGGCUUAGAAAUUCACGAUUGCUUUUCAAACAACAGUUUUUCACCUUUGAAGAAAAACCAGAUCGUGACCAUUGAGCCUGGAAUUUAUGUUCCUGUCAAUAACCGUUGGCCAAAAUGGGCGCAGGGAAUUGCUAUUCGCAUUGAAGAUAGUAUCCUAGUGGGAGAACAAGAGCCUAUAGUACUAACCAAAGAUGCACCGAAGGAAGUCAAGGAAAUUCAAAAUUUACGUGAAAGCGCCGCAUGGUAAUUUCUGUUUCUUUGUUAUUUUAUUUUUUUUGAGGAUUAAGGUAUAAUUUAUAUUAUGGUACAAUCUGGAAACCAAAAAAAAAAAAAAAGAAGAUCUGAGGUCAAAAAAUGGUAUAUUGGUACUAGAUGCUUCCCUAGAGGUAUUCUUUAAUGAAAUGAACAUUUAUUUUUAAAACAAA
Molecule: messenger RNA, 1742 nt
Organism: Schizosaccharomyces octosporus yFS286
Lineage: Eukaryota; Fungi; Ascomycota; Schizosaccharomycetes; Schizosaccharomycetales; Schizosaccharomycetaceae
Product: intermediate cleavage peptidase Icp55
Exons: 12
Coding region: 104-1564 (486 amino acids)
Cellular component (GO): mitochondrion
Molecular function (GO): metalloaminopeptidase activity; manganese ion binding
Source: RefSeq, a predicted model, not a curated record